This is a messenger RNA of Heterobilharzia americana, 3335 nucleotides long. The record is from the annotation of a GenBank genome assembly. NCBI's taxonomy places the organism in Eukaryota, Metazoa, Platyhelminthes, Trematoda, Strigeidida, Schistosomatidae.
AUACAAGCUGUAGCAACGGCAACGCGUUUGGGCAAAUUCUUGAGAUGUCUUGAGUUCACUAUUUGUGUCACAUUGUUUUCGUAAAUUAUCAUAUGGUCACUUAGUUUAAAGGUGUACCGAUGGGAAGAAAAAGAUGAAUGGAUACUUACCACCUAAUCCACUGACAAAAAAUAAAGGUGGAGCCUGGAAAAGAAAAACUAACACUGAUGUCUUCGCUUCACUUUCAUCACAGCUGCUUGAAGAUAGGAAUUCGAAGCCAGCAGAACCUAGUAUACAUCGACGAUAUUCGUUAUCUGAUAUUUCUCCUAGUUCAGAUUCACUCUGUUUGACUUUAACCAAGGAAAUACUUUUGAAAUGUGGGGGUGUUGAAGAUCCUUCAUGCCUUUUUGAAGUUGACGUCACACGUUUAGGUUUGGAAGGUGUCGACGAUGACCUCAGUUCAAGUUUUUCCUCGCUAAAGAAAAUAGUUGCUGCGGACAAUACAUUGUCGCUUGAAUUAUUUAAACACUUCAACAAUCUAAUUGAGCUGGAUCUUUCGUUAAAUCAAGUUAGUUGCGUUCCUCCUUGUCCCAAGGGUUUCCAAUGUUUACAAAGUCUUAACUUAUCGUACAAUUUCCUUCAACCUGUGGAUAUUGAACAUCUUGGCUACUUGCCAUCUCUACGAAUUCUUUAUCUCUGUGGAAAUGAUCUUCUUCGUCUACCGUUAGACCUUGCAGAAUCUGGUUCAGCUAGUGAUGGAAAUAUUGUGUUUAAAUUUGCGAAAUUAGAAGUUUUACAUCUUGAUGAUAAUAAACUGUCAGAUGUACAAGAUUUUGUAAGUUUAGCUACUCUUCCAAAAUUACAAUAUUUAAACUUGGCAAACAAUAAAUUUCGUACUGUACCAUUAAUAAAAUCAAUUUCAAUGAGAAAACAUACAAUUAUUGAUUCUAUUGGCCAAGAAUUUCCGUAUACUCCGAAUCCAAACCCUCAAAUGAAUAACUUACUAAUCAGUGAUAAUCAAGGAAAUCAAAACAAUGAGAUUUUGGAUGUAAGGGGGAAAAAUAUAAAGACUAUGUGUUCGGUGAAAUCUGAUCCCAUUAAUUCCCCUAAGGAUACUUUAAAAAUUGAACAAGAUUCAACUAACUUGAAGCAUAAGAUUAUGUCCAAUGAGAAACCUGAAUGUCUAAAUCAACAUCAUCUUCCAAGAAAAAUAGAAUCAAAGGGGAAACAACACUCAGAUAAUUUUAUAUUUCUUGAUGAAUAUCGUAAUCCAUCAGCUCCAAGAGUAUGUAUAGUGGAUGAAUGUAUUGGAUUAAAUAAUUUAAACAAAUUACUUCCAUUUACUCAACAGAGAAGAAUAAAAUUUAAACAAAUGACUAGAAAAAGGAGUACACAUAUGAAAAGUGAUUUACAUGUUAACUUUCCUAUGAAGAAAUCAAACUUAAGAAAUAAUGAAAAAGUUAGUAGUCUUAAUCAAUAUGCUAGAAUAGAAAGAGAAUACACUUUAUCAAGUGAUCAACUGAGAUCUAAUAUAACAUUGAAUAAUGUACCACCACCAUUUCCAUCUCUUCAAUGUAUAGAUUUAUCUCAUAACAAGAUAUCUUUUGAAGAACAUCUACUCCCAGUUGCUGUAUGGCCAAAGUUAAAAGAAGUUAUAGUUUAUAACAAUCCUGUUGUUAAUAAAUCUUCACAGAUUCCUCCACUUCUUGAACGUUUAUUAGUUAAACAAUUAAAUAUCAAGGUAUAUCGUAGUUCAGCUAAUAACUCAAAUCUAUUCAAGGUGAAAAAUGAUAUUUCAACUGGAAAUAAUGAAUCGUUAAAGAAUUAUUCAGUAAAAUUACCGCUAACAUUAUAUCAUGAAAAUGCUAGAGAUUAUCAAAUCACUCCUGUUAGUAGCAUAGAAGUAUUCAAUCCAAGAUUACAAGAGAGAAAUAGAAGUACUUUACUAAGAAGUAAACAGAGAUUACCAUUCUAUUCAAAUGUUAAACCAAUAAUUGUUAGGCAUAAAUUAGAUGAAUCAAGUUUAAAUGAAGGCCCAAAAAUGAUUAAAUGUAAUGUGGAUCAAAUAUUGAAUGAAUUGACGACAAUAGUAGAUCAUAAAACGUCUAUUAGUCGAUCAGAAUCAUCAACGAAUAAAUCAUUACAAACAAUCAAUGUAUCAUCUUCAUAUUAUUUACCUACAAAUAAUAAAUUAUUACCUAAUAUUCCAUAUAAAAUUUCUCAAUUACAUCCAAUUCAAAACUGUAAAACAUUUAUAAAAAUGAAAUCUCAAUGUGAAGAUAAUUUUGAUAAAGUUUUAUCUGAUUUACAGUGUAAAGAUGAAGGAGAUGAAAAACAAAUUGAAAAUGAUGUUUUCUUUACAACUCAGUUAUCAUCAUUAGAUCCAGAUACAAAACAAACUUCUAAAUCUGAUCCAUUUGAUCAAUUGAAUUACCCUAGUUCAAGUCAAAUGAAUCAACAAAAUAGUUAUGAAUAUGGAUCAUCGGAAAAAAUGUUAAAAUUGAUAAGAACAACUGAUGAAUAUGAUGAAGAACAAGAUGAUAAAGCAUUAAUUGAGUAUUCACCAACUCAUGGACCUCUUUUACCUGAUUUAGAAUGGAUUGUUGACGAAGACAACUUACCAGACAGUAUGCAAGCAUGCUUAAGAGAGUUACGAUAUCUUCUACAACAUAAGCCUACUAUUCAUUCAACUUCACAAGAAAAUAUCAUUCAGUCACCGUUACUAAUGCUAACUGAAGACAGAAAACCUAUUCAGUAUUCAACAGAAGAACCAUCAUCAUUAGCAGUAACAGUAGGGAAUGAAAUAACCAAAUCAAUAGAUAGAAAUUCUCUGGAAAAUUUAAGUGAGCAAAUACUUCCUAUUUCUCCAGUACCUUCAGUAAAACUAUCCUCAAAAUCAAUGGAAUUGGUUCCAGUUAAUAAAACUUCUAAAAUUCUUCCACUUAAAACUAAUUUACAGCAGUUAUCAAAGAAGUAUACCAAUUUUAUUGAAAUACCUCUAACUAAAGCAUUGAAUGAUGAAGAAAGAGAAAAACGGAAAUUGGAUAACAUUAGAGCAAAACAAAAUCCUGUGGUUAAGUCGAGAAAAUGGAAUUAUUUGAAAUUUAACAAUAAUCAGUCAAAACAGACAGUACCGAAAGGUGCCAAAGAAUUAUUUGAACAGUUUCAAGAAAUUUAUUCCAAUGUACGUGUAGAAGCUAUUCAAAGAGCUAUGAAUACAGUUAAAAUGGAUUUCGAUAAGAAAACACAACAGCUUUGUUAGUUUAUUGAACCUAAGUUAUUUAGUGGAUUAUUUGUGAUAACCCCCCCCCCCACUUCAUGUUUCUCAUACUUAAUUAAAACAUACCAAUAAGUUC